GUGCCCGGCCGCGCGUGCCCGGAGAUGUGCUGCAACGAUGGGGAAGGCAGCAGGCGAUGAGACGUACUUCCAGAGGGGCAGUCUGUUCUGGCGCACCGUCAUCACCCUUUCCCUUGGCUACUACACCUGGGCUGUCUUCUGGCCUGAGAGUAUUCCUUAUCAGAGCCUCGGGCCCCUGGGCCCCUUCACUCAGUACUUGGUGGACCAUCAUCACAGCCUCCUGCGCAGUGGGUAUUGGCUUGCCUGGCUGAUUCACUUGGGGGAGUCCUUGUAUGCCAUGGUAUUGUGCAAGUCUAAAGGCAUCACAGAUGGUUGGGCUCAACUCCUCUGGUUCUUACACACGUUCCUCUUUGGGAUAGCAUCUCUCUCCAUCUUGAUUGCUUACCGACCGAAACGCCAAAAACAAACUUAAAGAAGAUAUCCAGAAGCUUUCUCUACACUUUGAUCAACCCUGCCUUUUUUGGGGAGUGCUGUAUUUACUCAAACUUCCUACUUUCUAAAAAGUUAAGACCCUCUAGUUAUGUAUUAUUCUUUCAUACCCUCUGGUUAAGCUUGAGUGCAUAACAGGAAAAGAUUUUAGCUUUCCAAGUCUGCAGACUGACCUGCUUGGCGGGGGGGCUUCCAGCUACCUUCUUGAGGCCCUUGGCUGUGUUGGUGCCCUCCCUGUCAUCUGGUUUAAGCCAGAUACUAAAUUUGCCUGUUGGCAUACCUUUGCUCCCACUUUCUGAUUAAAACACCUUACCCUUACCACUACCAUCUUAGCUCUCCUUUCCCAAAAAUUUUUCCACCUUUCUGGACCAAGAUAGAGUGAAAAAGUGAAAAGUGAAGUCUACAACACAUCAAUUCCACACACAUUUACUAGGCACCUGUGAGGGAAGAACUUAUCCUCCAUUUCUCAGACUACCGAGAAAGAUAAGGAAAAUAAACAAGUGCCUGGAAUGGGGAAGGCUGAGCAAUUACACAGAGGGAGUGAGGAUCUGCUGACAACCAAGAGGAGAGGAUUGGGGAAUGCCUUCCCGAUCCUGCCAGCCAGAAGUGGUCCUGCCCUCCACAUCACCCCUCGGAGACAGUGCUCUGUAGUGUGCAGGGUUUACCGCUAGAUUGCUGCUUCAAGUCAGGACCACAUCUUAGACAGCUUUCUUUUCCCCUUAACACCUGUCCCGUUGCCUUGCACGGAGGUGUUCUAUCAGUGUUUAUUGAGCAAAGGAGGGAAACUCUGAUUUCACUUUCCACUUGAGUAUCAUUCCAGUUUGUGUGUGAAAACUGCAGAACCCAUUCAGUGUUCCCUCGUCUCAGAAAAGCACAGGACUGCCUUUGACUGGUAGUGGCACCUUUCUGUGGGUGCCCUGGUGGGAAACCUGUGUCUUUCACACUUGGCUAUUCUUGGUCACUUUCUCCAGACUCUAGAGGCUUCCCUCCAGCUCUGUCUUACUCAAACACAAACAUUCCUGUUCUAGAGAUUCUAGCCCAUGGGUUACCCAGCUAGUUACUACUGCUCCCAUUCACCUGGUUGUACCUUACUACUGACUGAUUGGGGCAGGAGGGUCAUUGGCUGUGUCCCCUGACCCUGGGAGAAUGACUCUGUCACCUCUAGGAGCCAUGAGGGCUUCUUCCCUGGAGGACCACCUGCUUGUUCUCUAGGGACUAGACCUUAUUUUCCUUCCAGGAUCCAGUGGGGCAUGUUAUUUGGUUUAAGUAAGCAUUUGUCAGAAACAGCCCCCUCCCCCAAAAAAGACCCCAAGUGAAAGCACAACAAUGAAAGAUUAUGGACUAUGACUUGUUUCUGAUGGAGACCAAUUUCUGCAAAUUAAUAUCAGUCUUUCCCUCUGUUUCUCUUGUGAUAAAGGGGUUGCUUUUUGGUAAGGAAAAAGAUUUUUGAUCGUAGAGUUAAACUUCAUGGAAAUCCAACCCAGGUUUUUUUAGAAGUAAUGGUCCUCUUCAAUGAUAAAUAAUGAGGAUAAUAUUAAUGGUGCCAGGAACAAUAUAGUAGAUUAGUGAGUGAAAUGGAUUAACUUGAAUAAAAUGCUGUGAAUUGUUUCUCCA
Messenger RNA from Diceros bicornis minor, 2043 nucleotides. It is a transcript of the gene TMEM254, whose product is annotated as transmembrane protein 254. The record is from RefSeq and is a predicted model, not a curated record. NCBI's taxonomy places the organism in Eukaryota, Metazoa, Chordata, Mammalia, Perissodactyla, Rhinocerotidae. The coding region runs from base 38 to 412 and encodes 124 amino acids. The transcript is spliced from 4 exons.